GUCCGGUCCCUUUUAGUUCCACAACACGCAUGUUAAACUAGCCGACUUAGCUUCACAACAAAAACAAAACACAAACUGUGAUAACAUGAGCGCAGAUAUUUGUGUUGGAAAUGUUUCGGUGCCUUUACGAAAUCUCCUGAACUCCAUCCGGUGCGUCAGAGACCGAGUCAGAGAUGGAGAGUCCAACGAGUCCGAUGGAGCGUUCAACCUCUCCAACUUCUGGGACACGCUGAACCAGGCGGUGAAGUCUGUGUCCCAGGAAGCCACGAAGCUCAGCCUGGCCUUCUCCAAACCCCCGCUGCCAUCGCAACAGGAUGUGGAGAAGUUGUCGGAUUCCAUGAUGAAGAGCAUCCUGACUCUCUCUACAGUUUAUUACUGGCUGCCUAAGAGCCAAGGCGUUAGUUUGCGCAGAAAGAUCAGAGAUGCCACGGGGGAGGUUCUGGAGGGAGUCGCACAGCUGGUGGAGGUCAUACUGAGCUCGCCGCUACAGAGUCUGACACAGGAACAGUUAACAUCUACGGGUGGAGUCUGGUCCGCCUGCGACCAGUUUCCCCAGUUGCCACAAGAUAAUAAAGCUGCAGUUUUAGUCGUCCUGUCCGAUCAGAUUGGAGUGGUGAAAGACGCCAUCGAAGAAAUUGAACAGGCGUUAUCUGAGGCUCAGGACCCAUUCAGUGACGUCCUUGAUGACGAGCAGGGAGGAGACGAGCCUCGAGGAAACCAGGACACAUACUGGUCAGAGAAGGACCGGCUUGUGAUUGGUCCGUGUCAGGGGCUGAUGAAGGCGUCGGCGGCGUGCCUGAGAAAACUUACAUCGGCCGUCAGAGCCAACGGGGAUGUCGGCACGCUGCAGAAUCUCGCUCAGCUCGACGACCUGGCAGACAUCAGCAAGGAGAUCAGCCCGAGUGUUGAUGAUUUGGCUCUCUGCCUCUACCCUCCGAUGGAUUACAGCGGUGUGGAGAACAAUGUGUCUAAACUGGCAACACUGUUAAAGAAGGUUCUGGAGAUCAUCAGGUCCAGUCACGUGUGCGGGGAAUCACAACUCACCUGGGUCCAGUUCUUAGACGGAGCCGUCGACCACAACCUGCAAAAAGCCAAAGAGCUCAUUCAAACGGACUGCUAGUGUGUGUGUGUGUGUGUGUGUGUGUGUGUGUGUGUGUGUGUGUGUGUUAAUGUGCCUAUAAUCAGACUCAUGUGAAGCAACAUGUAAGGGCGCACUCACACUAGUCUUGGUUGUCUCGUCCCGUGCUGAAGCCUCAUUGUCCCCCUUCCCCAUCCCCCCGCUGGUCUGCACUCACACCCAGACCGGACUCAAACAUAAAAAAAGGGACGCACGGUCGAGUCUGCGUCCGCACAUCAGAAAACGACACUCUGGGGUUUCUCCUGAAUGAAGGCUGACCACGCUAUGUUCCUGUGCUUGGAAGGGACGAUCACACUAGUCAAACAACCUGGACUUUGGGGGGGGGGUGAAGCGAAGCGUGCUCGGACACGGUACAGGUUGCCUGGUGCGAGUGCGCCCUAUAAGAAGUCUCACAAUGUAACUCUGAUAUAUUUAAACUUUCAUGCUCCAGGAAGAGUUAAGGUCGCAUGAACUCACUGAGGUUUAAAGAAUAAAUCUUAAUAAAGUUGAGAAGCUUUGUGCAAAGUU
Messenger RNA from Labrus bergylta (ballan wrasse), 1645 nucleotides. Lineage: Eukaryota; Metazoa; Chordata; Actinopteri; Labriformes; Labridae. The record is from RefSeq and is a predicted model, not a curated record.